Molecule: messenger RNA, 597 nt
Organism: Blepharisma stoltei
Lineage: Eukaryota; Ciliophora; Heterotrichea; Heterotrichida; Blepharismidae
Source: the annotation of a GenBank genome assembly
AUGGGUUGCGGGUCAUCAAACGAACCUAAAAAGCAGCCUGAAGGCUUAAUAGUGAAUAAUGAGCAAAAAAAAGCUCUGAAUCUUGAUGCAAAAGUUGUACUGCUUGGAGACUCAGGUGUUGGGAAAAGCUCAAUCGCUAUGAGAUACGUAAAUAACACUUUUUCAGAAGCAUUUGAAGUUACAAUAGGAGGCGGAUAUCUUCAGCAAAUAGUUAGACUCAAAGACAACUCAAGUCUGAAACUAGAUAUAUGGGAUACAGGUGGGCAAGAAAGAUUUAGAGCUCUAUUGCAGCUUUAUUAUAGAGAUGCAAAUGCUGCACUUAUCACAUAUGAUGUUACUAAUGAGCGCUCUCUAGAAAGCUGUGAAUAUUGGGUUAAUGAACUAAGAAACACUGAAGAAAAUUGUAUUCUAUGCCUUGUAGGGAAUAAGCUAGAUAUUCCUGCUCCAGAAAGAAAAGUUGAUUCAAAAAAAGCUGAAGCGUUCGCUAUAAAGCAUGGGAUGAUUUGGUUUGAGACCUCAGCAAAAACUGGAGAGAACAUCAAUAAACUGUUUGAAAAAGUAGCCCAAGAAAUAGUAAAAAGAAAAACUGAAGGAUAA